Messenger RNA from Arabidopsis lyrata subsp. lyrata, 596 nucleotides. Its product is annotated as cysteine-rich and transmembrane domain-containing protein PCC1. The transcript has 3 exons. Lineage: Eukaryota; Viridiplantae; Streptophyta; Magnoliopsida; Brassicales; Brassicaceae. Bases 205 to 423 code for a protein of 72 amino acids. Gene Ontology annotation, cellular component: plasma membrane. The record is from RefSeq and is a predicted model, not a curated record.
AUUCAACCACUCCAAUAAUCUUCAGAUGUUCAAACCUGCUUUUCUCGUCCGCAUCUUCAUAAUCUCUAUUUAUAUAUCAUCCAUCACCAAACCUCUCUAAUUAUUUUUAUAAAAACUUUCAUAAUAUUCGUCUUCUUUAAAUUAUAACCACAACACUUUCUCCUCUUCAUAAUCCUCAUCUCCUCACUUUGUCACUAAAUCAGAAUGAAUCCAUCCGAGCAAAAUCACUUUUCCGUGGAAAAACCUUCACAAACUUCGUCGGGGCCGUACACAAGCCCACCACCGAUUGGUUAUCCGACCAGAGAUGCGAUGGUUGGUGACCCCCCUGCCGCUUCAGUGGAGACGAAGUCCAAGGGCGAUGGUUUUUGGAAAGGAUGUUGUGCUGCCAUAUGCUGCUGUUGUGUCCUGGAUGCAUGUUUCUGAGACUUCGGAGUUAACGAUUUCAUGCAAAUUAUUGCUGUAAUAAAAUAGUAUUUGAUGCUAGUUAUGUUACCUACUCUCUGUUUGGAAUAUACUAUGUGGAUGGUUGUUAUUUGUUGUUAUGUUUUAUUAUUGUAAGUGAUUAUAUAUAUUCCAUUGAAUUGGUUUGUUGAAUA